Molecule: messenger RNA, 1754 nt
Organism: Aspergillus novofumigatus IBT 16806
Lineage: Eukaryota; Fungi; Ascomycota; Eurotiomycetes; Eurotiales; Aspergillaceae
Gene: adB
Product: adenylosuccinate synthase ADE12
Exons: 4
Coding region: 314-1588 (424 amino acids)
Biological process (GO): IMP metabolic process; 'de novo' AMP biosynthetic process
Cellular component (GO): cytoplasm
Molecular function (GO): adenylosuccinate synthase activity; GTP binding
Source: RefSeq, a predicted model, not a curated record
UCGGCUUUUGGAUCUUUGACAGUCGCGACGCCUUCGCUGCUGCUCCAUUCACCUUCCCUGCAAACGGGUCGGGAAUUAUUUGACGCUCAUCGGUCAAUUGACAUUUUCUCAAUCUACCUCUCGAAGAAGAGCCGAUUCAAUUCGUGCAGUUUCAAGUUUAAAACUACAGCCACACCCUCCGCUUCACUUGCAAGUACCGAAGCCGAUCUUUUGACGUAUACAUACCAUCGAAACCAUCUGGUGUCACUGUCAAUUGAUCAAUUGAAAUACAACAUAUCACAGCAAUCGUUCAAAUAAGAUUCUCUCUGCUACAAUGGGUAUCACGAUCGUUCUGGGUAGCCAGUGGGGUGAUGAAGGAAAGGGGAAGAUUACAGAUAUGCUUUCGCAGGAGGCUACGCUCUGCUGUCGUGCUGCUGGCGGCCACAAUGCGGGCCACACCAUCGUCCAUGACAACAUCACUUACGACUUCCACAUUCUUCCCUCUGGACUGGUCUCUCCGUCCUGCGUUAACCUCAUCGGCGCUGGAACUGUCGUGCACGUCCCCAGCUUCUUCAAGGAGCUGGCCUCUUUGGAAGAGAAGGGACUGAAGGGUGCCGGCAAGCGCAUUUUCAUCUCUGACCGCGCGCAUGUCUGCUUCGACCUGCACUCUGUUGUAGAUGGUCUGGAGGAGGCUAAGCUGGGUGGUCGCAAGGUCGGCACCACCGGUAAGGGAAUUGGUCCUUGCUACAGUGACAAGGCUGCCCGCCGGGGUGUCCGUAUUGGCGAGAUUAUGGACGAGGCGGUCUUUGAGCGCAAGCUGCGGUCUCUGCACGCUGGAUACACUGCGAGAUUCGGUGAGCUGGAUUAUGAUGUCGAGGAGGAGAUUGGUCGAUUCAAGGAGUACCGGAAACGCUUGGUUCCCUAUGUUGUCGACCAGCUUGCCUUCUUCAAGCAGUACAAGGACUCGCCGAACACUCUCGUGGAGGGCGCCAACGCUCUCAUGCUCGACCUGGACCACGGAACCUACCCCUACGUGACCUCCUCGUCCACCGGUCUGGGUGGUGCCGUCCAGGCUCUGUCCCUCAACCCUACCAGCAUCACCUCCGUCAUUGGUGUGGUCAAGGCGUACACCACCCGUGUCGGCUCGGGUCCCUUCCCUAGCGAACAGUUGAACGAGUACGGCGACAAGCUGCAGUCAGUCGGCAGGGAAUUCGGUGUCACCACCGGCCGUCGUCGUCGCUGCGGCUGGUUCGAUCUCGUCCUCUGCCGCUACUCCCAGGCGAUCAACCACUACACCGCUCUGAACCUGACCAAGCUGGACAUCUUGGACGACUUUGACGAGAUCAAGGUCGCAGUUGCCUACGUCCUCCCUGACGGAACCCGCCUGACCGACACCUACCCGGCCGACGCCCAAGUCCUUGAGAAGGUCAAGGUCGAGUACGUCACUCUGCCCGGCUGGAAGAGCAACACAAUGGGUGUCAAGAAGUACGAGGACCUUCCUGCCAAUGCGCGCGCCUACAUUGAGUACAUUGAGCGGGAACUCGGCGGUGUACCUGUAAAAUGGAUCGGUACCGGACCCGCCAGAGACCACAUGAUCUGCCGGGAGUGAAUAUCUGCGCAGUCGAGUUGUCAACUGACGCUGCGGACGGAGACGGUCUUGGCUGUUCAUGGCUGCGGCCUACAAAACUAGAAGUCUUCCUGGGAUAUUAUCUGUCUUUGCUUAUGUUUGUGUAUAUGAAUGGAUAGACGAAUCUGAUGAAUAUUGCUUACUCUGA